AUGACAUUUGUUCUGGUCCUCUUGUGGAAAUCAAUGUGGGAGACAUUCCUUCUAGUCCUCCUCGUGUUGAAAUCAAUUUGGAAGACGUUUCUUCUAGUCCUCCUCGUGUGGAAAUUAAUGUGGAAGACAUUUCUUCUGGUCCUAGUCGUGUGGAAAUCAAUUUGGCAGACCUUCCUUCAGAUCCUGGACUACAACCUUGCAUUAUGGGUUACAGUCAUAAUCUCCGAGACCAAGUUCGUAGACUAUAUUUGCAAAAGGGUCCUUGUUAGCCUCGUGGCCACACUUUUCCACAAAAACAAUUUGGAAGAAAGCGACGACGCUUUCUUGGGGAUUGAUUUGAUGAUUUUCCUAUAUGUUUUUGAAAACCAAUCAAGCCAAGCUCGAAUCGAAUAUCGAAUCCGCUUGAAUGCAACGAUUGAUUGUAUACGAUUUCUACUAAAACAAGGACUUGCAUUCCGUGGUCAUGAUGAAUCUGAAGAUUCAGAAAAUCAAGGAAAUUUCCUCGCACUCUUAAGGUUUCUUGCCGAUCAUAAUGAAGAAGUCAAAGGAGUCACAUUUGACAAUGCUCCACAAAAUCUUAAGUUAACAUCUCCCAAAAUACAAAAGGACAUUGUCAGUGCAGCGGUGACUGAAACUAUCAAAGUGAUUGUGGGAGAUUUUGAUGGUGCACUUUUCUCCAUUUUAGUUGAUGAAGCUCGUGACAUAUCAAUCAAGGAGCAAAUGGCCAUUGCAAUACGCUAUGUGGACAAAAGGGGAAAUGUCAUUGAGCGGUUUUUGGGUAUUGAACAUGUUGCCAAUACCAAUGCUCUCACACUCAAGGAAGCUAUGGAGAGUUUGUUUUCUAGACUUGGGUUGAGUUCAUCCAGAUUGAGGGGACAAGGUUACGAUGGAGCUAGCAAUAUGCAAGGUGAGUUCAAUGGUCUUAAAUCACUAAUACUAAGAGAUAGUCCUAGUGCAUUUUAUGUUCAUUGCUUUGCCCAUCAAUUACAAUUAGCUCUUGUGGCCGUGGCAAAAAAUCAUGAGCAAAUCAACUUGCUUUUCUAUUUUGUUAAUAGAGUGGUGGUGAUUGUUAGUGCAUCAUGUAAACGUCGUGAUAUUCUUAGGGAUAACCGAAUACUAGAAGUUAUGAAGUCACUCGACGUUGGAGAGCUAUCAAGUGGGAAAGGCUUAAAUCAAGAAACCAAUCUAAUAUGUGCGGGCGAUACACGUUGGGGUUCUCACUAUGGCACUUUAGUGAGAUUGGUCAAUAUGUUUUCAUCAGUGAUUGAAGUGCUUGAAUUUGUCUCCGAGGAUCGUUCAAACACAGAUCAAAAAGCAGAGUCAAAUGUGUUGUUGGAGAAUUUGCAAUCUUUUGAAUUUGUUUUCAAUCUUUAUUUGAUGAGAGUGAUAUUGGCCAUAACAUCAGAGUUAUCACUAGCACUUCAAAGAAAAGAUCAAGAUAUUGUGAAUGCGAUGGCUUUGGUAAACAUGUCAAAGAAUAGGCUCCGAAUGAUGAGGAACACUGGGUGGGAAUCCUUACUUGAUGAUGUUAAUUCUUUUUGCGAAAAAAAGGAAAUUCAUAUACCCAAUAUGGAUGACAAGUUUGUAGCUCGAGGGCGAGGAAGGCGCAAUGCUUCACAGAUCACAGAUUUACAUCAUUAUCACGUCGAGUUAUUCAACACUGUUCUUGACAUGCAACUUUCAGAACUAAAUUCACGUUUUAGUGAGGCAGCCACUGAGUUGUUGCUUUGUGUGGCAUGUUUGAAUCCUUGCAACUCCUUUUCUAGCUUUGACAAGAAGAAGUUGAUUCGUCUGGCCGAAUUAUAUCCCAAUGAAUUCUCUCCAGUGGAACUUAUGGUACUUCCUGAUCAGCUUAACACGUAUAUUUUUGACAUGCGCACCAGUAAUGAGUUCUCAAGCUUAAAUGGAAUUGCUGAUCUUUCUAGAAAAAUGGUGAAAACCGGAAGAGAUAAAGUAUAUCCUUUUGUUUACUUGCUUUUGACUUUGGCAUUAAUUUUACCGGUUGCCACCGCAACAGUUGAAAGGGUAUUUUCAGCUAUGAACAUUGUGAAAGACCGAUUGCGGAAUAGAAUGAGUGAUCAAUGGUUGAAUGACAGUUUAGUGGUCUAUGUAGAGAGAGAGAUUUUUAUUGGAGUUACGAAUGAGACCAUCAUGCAACACUUUCAAAACAUGAAAACUCGGCGGGGUCUACUAUGA
Messenger RNA from Rhododendron vialii, 2196 nucleotides. RefSeq lists its product as uncharacterized. The record is from RefSeq and is a predicted model, not a curated record. Gene Ontology annotation, molecular function: protein dimerization activity. The transcript is spliced from 2 exons. NCBI's taxonomy places the organism in Eukaryota, Viridiplantae, Streptophyta, Magnoliopsida, Ericales, Ericaceae. The coding region runs from base 1 to 2196 and encodes 731 amino acids.